Anoplophora glabripennis (Asian longhorned beetle) is the source of this 1598-nucleotide messenger RNA. Its product is annotated as myrosinase 1. Gene Ontology annotation, biological process: carbohydrate metabolic process. The transcript is spliced from 7 exons. The record is from RefSeq and is a predicted model, not a curated record. NCBI's taxonomy places the organism in Eukaryota, Metazoa, Arthropoda, Insecta, Coleoptera, Cerambycidae. Bases 57 to 1565 code for a protein of 502 amino acids. Gene Ontology annotation, molecular function: beta-glucosidase activity.
CUGGUGGGUAUAAAUUAAGGAAGGUUAACGAGUACUUCAUUUUAUAACCGGUAAGAAUGAGGAUUCUGUAUAUAUUUGCUAUAUUCGCCACUUUCCUGGACCUAAGUUUAGGAGAUGGCGACGACGAAAACGUCGACUACCAAAUAACCGACAAGACCUACCCGGAGGGGUUCGUCUUCGGCGUAGCAACAGCCUCGUACCAAAUCGAAGGCGGUUGGAAUGAAGACGGCAAAGGCGAGCAGAUCUGGGACACGUGGAUCCACAACAACCCCGGAAUAGUUGCUGAUGGUUCCACAGGCGACGUAGCAUCCGAUUCCUACCACAAAUACAAGGAAGACGUGGCUUGCAUGAAAGAAGUAGGCGUACAAUACUACCGCCUAUCGAUCAGCUGGGCCAGGAUCCUACCAACUGGCCGUAUCGACAAGGUCAACCAAGCUGGAGUCAACUAUUAUCUAAAUGUAUUGAAGGAACUGAAAGCUAAUGGCAUCGAGGCCAUGGUGACGCUGUACCAUUGGGACUUGCCCACUGCACUCCAAGACAUUGGGGGCUGGACUAAUCCUGAAAUUGUGGAAGUUUUUGCUGAUUUCGCGCGGCUGUCGUACGGAUUGUUCGGCGAUUACGUCCAAACGUGGGUGACCAUCAACGAGCCCAAGCAGAUUUGCCACGGAGGGUACGCCAAUGCUGGGUAUGCUCCGGGUAUAGAUUCCAAAGGUGUUGGAGAGUACUCGUGCGCUAGGAACAUUCUUCUGGCCCACGCCCGAGGGUGGCACAUCUAUGACCAGGAAUUCAGGUCCAAGCAAAACGGUAGGAUCACCAUCGUUAUCGAUUCGGAUUGGUACGAACCAACAAACUACACACCGGAAGAUGAACAAGCCGCUGAAACCAAAAGACAGUUUGUUUUCGGAAUGUAUGCCAACCCAGUUUUCAUCGGCAACUGGCCCCAAGUGAUGAUCGACAGAGUGGCAGACCGUAGCGCUAAAGAAGGGUUCAAUUCAUCGCGAUUGCCAGCGUUCAGCGACGAGGAAAUUUCUCUUAUUAAGGGUACCUACGACUUCUUAGCGCUCAACCAUUACACUACCUACAUGGUGGGGGCUGCUGACGAGCCAGCCAUAGGAAGCCCUAGCUGGGAGUUGGACGCCGGGGGUAACGUAUACCAGAAAGACACCUGGGAACAAGCCGCCAUCGGAUGGUUCAGAGUUGUCCCGUGGGGCUUUGGAAAACUUUUGAAAUGGAUCAAAGCCACCUAUGGAGACCUUGAGAUCGUUAUAACAGAAAAUGGAGUGUCCGAUAGGACAGGGACCUUGGAGGACGACCACAGAAUCAACUAUAUUAGGUCAUAUAUGAGUCACAUGUUGGAUGCCAUGUACGAAGACAAUAUUAAGAUAACUGGGUAUACAUUGUGGAGCAUUAUCGACAAUUUUGAGUGGACACAAGGUUUCAAUGCUAAAUUGGGCAUUUAUUACAUAAAUAUGACGGAUCCUGAAAGGCCUAGGGUCGCCAAGAAAUCUUCCAAAUAUUACGCUAAAGUGAUUGAGACUGGUUGCUUAUUAGAUUCUUGUGCAUAAGUUUUACGAAUAAAGUUGUUAUGGAAUACAAAG